Arachis stenosperma is the source of this 2992-nucleotide messenger RNA. RefSeq names its product sugar carrier protein C-like. Gene Ontology annotation, cellular component: membrane. Gene Ontology annotation, biological process: monosaccharide transmembrane transport. The coding region runs from base 1455 to 2858 and encodes 467 amino acids. The transcript has 6 exons. Lineage: Eukaryota; Viridiplantae; Streptophyta; Magnoliopsida; Fabales; Fabaceae. Gene Ontology annotation, molecular function: monosaccharide transmembrane transporter activity. The record is from RefSeq and is a predicted model, not a curated record.
AUUGAGAGGCCCAUUUGAACAACAUUCUACAUUCAUCAUUUCAUUCACCAACACCAUUCGUAUACAGACCGGAUCAACCCGAAUAAUAAACCGGAGCAUCCCACCAUAAUUUCUCUUCUUCCCCUUCAACUCCACACACACCAACACUCUCCCCACUCAAAUCAAUAGACCCAAAGAUCAAUCGGAGAUUCAGAUUCCUGCAACGAUCCGACAGCACCCCUCAAAUCCCACGGGAACGCCGUAACACAAUCUCAUAUAUAUAUAUAUAUAUAUAUAUAUAUAGAGAGAGAGAGAGAGAGAGAGAGAGAGGAAGAAGAAGAAGAAGAAGAAGAAGAAGAAGAAGAAGAAGGAAUCGGAAGAAAAAUGGGGCUGGGCUUGUUAGCUUCAAAGGCCAUGAGACCCACCUCAAGGCUACUCAAUUCUCAAAACCCUAGGAACAUCUUCAUCCGCACCGUUGUCUCCAGGCCCGAGCUCCAAAAGCCCGAAGCUGCCCAGGCCCAGGCCCCUCCCCCGGAUCUUCCGCCCCGGACCCCGUUGCCGGCGCUAUGGUACACUUCCCUAACCCGGAGGACGCCAUCGAGGUGUUCGUGGAUGGGUACUCGGUGAAAAUCCCCAAGGGCAUGACCGUCCUUCAGGCCUGCGAGGUUGCCGGCGUCGACAUUCCCCGCUUCUGUUACCACAGCCGCCUCUCCAUUGCCGGUAACUGCCGCAUGUGUCUUGUCGAGGUCGAGAAGUCUCCCAAGCCUGUUGCUUCUUGCGCCAUGCCUGCCCUUCCUGGAAUGAAAAUUAAGACCGACACACCUGUUGCAAAGAAAGCUAGAGAAGGAGUGAUGGAGUUUUUAUUGAUGAACCAUCCACUAGAUUGCCCAAUUUGUGAUCAAGGUGGGGAAUGUGAUCUUCAGGAUCAGUCAAUGGCUUUUGCUUCUGAUCGUGGUCGGUUCACUGAAAUGAAGAGAUCUGUGGUAGAUAAGAACCUUGGACCUUUGGUGAAGACUGUGAUGACUCGUUGCAUUCAAUGUACAAGGUGUGUUAGGUUUGCAACAGAGGUUGCUGGGGUUCAGGAUCUUGGCAUGUUAGGUCGUGGCAGUGGAGAGGAGACUGGGACAUAUGUUAAGAAACUUAUGACAAGUGAACUUUCUGGAAACGUGAUAGAUAUCUGUCCUGUUGGAGCACUCACGUCGAAACCUUUUGCCUUUAAAGCCCGAAUUUGGGAAUGAAGGGAACAGAAAGCAUUGAUGUUACUGAUGCCGUUGGAUCCAAUAUUUUGACAGCAGAGGACCUGAAGUCAUGCGUAUUCUCCCUCGUCUAAAUGAGGUGGUUUCAUAGAGAAGGGGUCUUCCGAAAAGAACUAUCCCGGAAAACUCACUUUCAGAGUCUUCAUAACAUGUGUCACCGCUGCAUUUGGAGGUCUUAUCUUUGGAUAUGACUUGGGCAUUUCAGGUGGAGUCACCUCCAUGGAUCCUUUUUUGAAGAAAUUCUUCCCUGAUGUGUACGCAAAGGAGCACAACAUUAAGCCCACUGAUAACCAAUAUUGUAAAUUUGAUAGCCAAGUGCUCACACUCUUCACUUCCUCUCUCUAUUUGGCUGCUCUUGUGGCCUCAAUCUUUGCAUCCAAGGUAACUCGAGCCUUCGGUAGGCGCCUCACCAUGAUCUCCGGCGGUGUUCUCUUUCUCGCCGGUGCAGCUUUGAACGGCUUCGCCCAGCAAGUUUGGAUGCUUAUUGUUGGCCGCAUGUUGCUAGGUUUUGGAAUCGGAUGCGCCAAUCAGUCUGUGCCGAUCUACGUAUCCGAGGUUGCUCCAUACAAAUACAGAGGAGCACUUAACAUGUUGUUUCAAUUGGCAAUCACCAUUGGCAUUUUUGUUGCCAAUAUUCUGAACUACCUUUUUGCCAAGAUGGAGAACGGCGAAGGGUGGCGCUAUAGCUUAGGUUUGGCAGGAGUCCCUGCAAUAAUGAUCAUCAUCGGUGCAAUGUUUCUUCCUGACUCACCAAACUCGUUGAUCGAGCGUGGACAAGCUGAGAAGGCCAAGGAGGAACUAAUCAAGAUUCGUGGAACCAAUGAUGUUGACGAGGAGUUUAAGGAUCUUGUUGCUGCCAGUGAAGCCUCCAAACAGGUCAAGCAUCCUUGGUCUUCUUUGCUCAAAAGUGAGUACAGGCCUCACCUCACCAUGGCCAUAGCCAUUCCCUUCUUCCAACAACUCACUGGCAUGAAUGUCAUCACAUUCUAUGCUCCUGUUUUGUUCAAAACUAUUGGCUUUGGUGGAACUGCUUCCCUUAUGUCUGCCAUGAUUACCGGAGGUUGUAACGCCCUUGCCACCCUUGUUUCCAUCUUUACCGUUGACAAGGUUGGCAGACGAAAGCUUUUUCUCGAAGGUGGUGCUCAAAUGUUUAUCUGUCAGCUUGUGAUCGCAGCUGCAAUAGGUAGCAAAUUUGGAAUAGAUGGAAACCCUGGAGUUCUUCCCAAGUGGUUUGCCUUAACUGUUGUGGUAUUCAUAUGUAUCUACGUGGCGGGAUUUGCAUGGUCGUGGGGUCCACUAGGAUGGUUGGUACCCAGUGAAAUAUUCCCGCUUGAAGUUCGAUCGGCAGCUCAGAGCGUCAACGUUUCAGUUAAUAUGAUCUUCACCUUUGCCAUUGCCCAAGUUUUCACUGCGAUGUUGUGCCAUAUGAAGUUCGGGCUCUUCAUCUUCUUUGCAUUCUUUGUGAUUGUUAUGAGUAUCUUUAUCUACAAGUUCUUGCCAGAGACAAAGGGUGUUCCCAUUGAAGAAAUUUCUCUUGUGUGGGAGAAUCAUCCAUAUUGGAACAAAUUCGUCAAGUCUUCUGCUCAAAAGAACAAAAUUGCUGCUCCAGAUUCUCAAGUUUAGGAUUCCAUAAUAAUUAAUUAAAUAGUAUGUUUUUUUUUUUUUUACCAAAGAUAGGAGACUCAAACCUGUUAAUUGAGUAUGUGGAGAUUAUGCCAUUCGAACUAUAUCUAAUUGGCUAAAUAGUAUGUCUAUUA